CCGAUCGCUUCCUUGUUUUCGGACUUGUCAUGUCGCGAUUGGUUAGAAAGCGUGUCAGCGUUUGAAUGAGACUCCCUGUAUCGCUCUUUCUGUUAUGUAGAUAGAUGCAAGCCGUGAUAAUGGGACAAUUAAGAGUUAUUUCUGUCCUUCUGGAUUUUAUUUUGUUAUUUGUCAUGUGCGCUGGUCGUGAUGUGGACUCGAGCUAUGUCACGUGUGGGUCUCUUGUUAAACUGAUGAACACCCGGCACAGCGUCAGACUUCAUUCGCAUGAUGUCAAAUAUGGCUCAGGUAGUGGCCAGCAAUCGGUAACUGGUGUGGAUUCAGCUGAUGAUGCCAACAGCUACUGGCGUAUCCGAGAAAUCCCCAAUGGCCUUUGCCAGCGUGGAGAGCCCAUUCGAUGUGAUCAGGCAAUACGAAUCACACAUUUGAAGACUGGCCGCAACUUACACUCGCAUCACUUCAGCUCACCACUGUCUAACAACCAGGAGGUCAGUGCGUUCGGGGAAAAUGGAGAAGGAGAUGGUUUAGAUGUAUGGGCAGUACAGUGCAGCGGAACAUACUGGGAGCGAGACGAUGAUGUGCGAUUUAAACACGUUGGCACAGAGGUUUUCCUCAGCAUCACCGGAGAACAGUACGGUCAUCCAAUCAGAGGCCAGCGUGAGGUCCAUGGAAUGUCAUCGCCCAAUCACCAUAACUACUGGAAGGUAAUGGAGGGCGUUUUUAUUCAGCCCAGCAGUGAUCCAGUGCACCAUGAUGAGCUCUGAUGACGUCUCUACAUCAUCGUAGUCGGAGCCGAUGGAGACAGACGGCACUCUGCUCUGAACAACUGAGAACUUGACUCACCCGCUGUGAAAUCUCCACUAUUAUUUAGUCCCUGGGUUUCUUCAAAAAUGUACAUUUGCCGGUCAGACCGCUCUUAGUGCUGCUGAUUUGUUACUGUAACAUCUGUUUUUCAGUCAGUAGUCAACUGUAAAAGAACAUUAAAGAUGUUGUUUUAUUGGUUGGUCACUUUCUUUUGAUUGGAAUGUUUUGCUUUGUAUAUAAGAAAAUUAAAUUGAUAAUUGAAAUUACAUUACAAACUUAUAUAAGAUACAAAACGGUCUUUUUUAUAUUCUUUAUAUUUAGGUCUGCUGAAGCAUUCUAAACAAGUUUAAAACGUAUCAAAUUCUAACAAUUUUCUGAAUUUAAUGUGGGGAAUUUAGUUCUUUUAAGUGAGGUUUGUUUGUAGUUUUUCCAUAUGACAAUUUAUUUUCCACUCAUGUUGUCUAAAUGACCUAAUAUGGACAUUAUUUGGUGAAAGUUUAAAUAAAUGUUUU
This is a messenger RNA of Triplophysa rosa, 1316 nucleotides long. It is a transcript of the gene sdf2l1, whose product is annotated as stromal cell-derived factor 2-like 1. The coding region runs from base 105 to 764 and encodes 219 amino acids. The record is from RefSeq and is a predicted model, not a curated record. NCBI's taxonomy places the organism in Eukaryota, Metazoa, Chordata, Actinopteri, Cypriniformes, Nemacheilidae. The transcript has 3 exons.